UACUCUCUCUUAUCCAUAUUUACAUUUUACAUACAAAUUUAUACACAACACACACACACACACAAAAAAUCAAUCAAGUGAAAAAGUCCAUCAAACUUGGUCUAUUUAAUUUCUUCUCAAGAUUCAAAUAAUUUCUUGAAUAAACAGGCGUACGCACACUAAGCGAAAAAUCGAAGAUGAUGUGUUUGGUUUCUAGAACUGGACGAGAAUUGCAACGUUACGACAUGGGUCGUCGACUUGUUGUCGGAUGUAUUCCAUAUAGAUAUAAAACAGAAAAUGGUGAGCUUGAAGUCCUCGUUAUCAGCUCGCAGAAGGGCCAUGCUAUGAUGUUUCCUAAGGGUGGUUGGGAGCUCGAUGAAUCUGUUGAAGAAGCCGCUUCCCGAGAGUGUUUUGAAGAGGCUGGUGUUGUUGGAAUAGUCGAGUGUGAAUUAGGAAAAUGGAGUUUUAAAAGCAAGAGUCAAGGUAUAUACCGUGAAGGACACAUGUUUCCAAUGCUCGUCGCCGAACAACUUGAGCUUUGGCCAGAGAAAAACCUUAGGCAAAGAGUUUGGAUGAAAGUAGAAGAAGCAAGAGAAGUUUGCCAGAGUUGGUGGAUGAAGGAAGCUUUGGAUGUUUUUGUAGAGAGACUUUCUUCACAAACGUCGACCUUCACUAAUUAAAGAAGAUUUUUUGAAUUAGUAUAUAAUUCUUAGUUAGGAAAAUAAUUUGAUGCAGCUUCAUCUUUCUUACGAGUUUAAUUGUAUUGCCAUUGUACAUAAACAAAGAACAAAAUGUUAAUUAGUCCUCUAA
Erigeron canadensis is the source of this 789-nucleotide messenger RNA. Its product is annotated as nudix hydrolase 17, mitochondrial-like. The transcript is spliced from 5 exons. Lineage: Eukaryota; Viridiplantae; Streptophyta; Magnoliopsida; Asterales; Asteraceae. Gene Ontology annotation, molecular function: pyrophosphatase activity. Gene Ontology annotation, cellular component: cytoplasm; nucleus. Bases 177 to 659 code for a protein of 160 amino acids. The record is from RefSeq and is a predicted model, not a curated record.